This is a messenger RNA of Ostrea edulis (European flat oyster), 889 nucleotides long. RefSeq lists its product as uncharacterized. The coding region runs from base 119 to 889 and encodes 256 amino acids. The transcript is spliced from 4 exons. Gene Ontology annotation, molecular function: sequence-specific DNA binding. Lineage: Eukaryota; Metazoa; Mollusca; Bivalvia; Ostreida; Ostreidae. The record is from RefSeq and is a predicted model, not a curated record.
GUCAGCGUCAGCACGGGGAGGACAGGGCCACGACAAACACUGUUGUGUACCAUUAUGCACUGGAAAUGGGAGAUUAAAUCCAGAGUUAUCAUUUCACAAAAUACCAAAAGCAUCAGAAAUGAGGCGAGCAUGGAUCCAAGCCAUCAGAAGAGAUCCCGGUCCUCUUUUUACCAUAAGUGAACAAACCGUAGUUUGCUCUCGCCACUUCAAACCUAGUGAUAUUAAAUGGACACCAGUAAGAACCACAUUGAAACCGGGAUCUGUACCUUCGAUUUUCCAUUGGAAGGCAGAUUCCAACACUCGACGUCCAAUUGUAAAACAUCCCAUUCCAGAAAAAAGACCAAAGCAGGAGUUUGAUGAUGAAAGAGAGAGACCCGAUGAAACAGAUUCUAUAUCAAUGUCAAAUGAGGAUGGUUCUCCUCCUCCUGAUGAAAUGCAGAGAAAGAUAGUGAGAAUCGAAGAAUUAGAGGCUUUGUUACAGAAGAAGGAUGAAGAAAUAAGGAGUAUACAACAAAAGAUGGAGAUAGAACGAUUUGGAAUCCAACGUUUUUCAAAUGACAAUUCAAUGAUACAAUUCUACACAGGUUUUACAUCAAUGGCUAUGUUUUCAGCUUUCUUUGAAUAUGUCAGACCUACUGCAACCUGUAUGAACAGCUAUUACUAUAAAUCCUGUGAUAAAUCCAAUCAGCAGAUCACAGUCAGCAAACAAAGAAGCAUGCUUUUAAUUGAUGAGUUGUUCAUGUUUGUGUGCAGACUAAAAUGUGGUCUUAUGGCACAAGAUUUAGCAGUCAGAAGAAGGCGAUUCAAUUAUGGCAGACAAAGGGUUCGUCUUAAACAAAGUAUUAGAAGGGACAGGCAUAUCUGUCAAUACUCCACCAUUUCUUCUUAG